CCACAUGUUAUAAUAAUAAGCCAACCACCUUCAGUCACCCCCAAACCAAACCCACGAGCAAGUAACCUCCAAUCUCAGGCCUACAUUUCAUGCAAAACCACCACCUCUGCUACUGCUAGGGUUUACUGUCAAUCGCCAUGGCUUUUCAAGGCAAGAAGCUCAUCAACGAUCCCAACGAUGUGGUAACUGAGUUCAUCGAGGGACUUGUGGAAACUUAUCCUGGGCUGCAGUACUUAGAUGGUUUUCCAGAGGUGAAGGUUGUAUUACGUGCUGAUGUUUCAAGUGCAGCAUAUGAUAAAGUUGCAAUCAUAUCAGGAGGUGGAAGUGGGCAUGAGCCUGCACAUGCUGGAUAUGUUGGGGAGGGGAUGCUGACAGCAGCUAUUUGCGGGGAUGUUUUUGCCUCUCCACCAGUAGAUUCAAUUCUUGCCGGCAUCCGUGCUGUAACUGGUUCUAUGGGAUGUCUUCUGAUUGUCAAGAAUUAUACUGGUGAUCGUUUAAAUUUUGGUUUGGCUGCUGAGCAAGCAAAAUCUGAAGGUUAUAAAGUGGAGACCGUGAUUGUUGGGGAUGAUUGUGCUUUACCUCCACCUCGAGGCAUAGCUGGACGAAGAGGAUUGGCUGGGACUAUUCUUGUUCAUAAGGUUGCUGGAGCUGCUGCUGCUGCUGGCCUUUCACUUGCUGAUGUUGCUGCAGAAGCAAAAUGUGCAUCAGAAAUGGUUGGAACAAUGGGUGUUGCGCUAUCUGUUUGCACACUGCCUGGACAGGUUACAUCAGAUCGUUUAGGUCCAGGAAAAAUGGAACUCGGCCUUGGAAUUCAUGGUGAACCUGGUGCUGCAAUGGCUGACAUUCAGCCUGUGGAUGUGGUGGUUUCUCAUGUUCUUAAUCAGAUACUCUCACCGGAAACAAACUAUGUUCCUAUUACACGAGGCAAUAGAGUGGUGCUGAUGAUCAAUGGGUUAGGAGCCACCCCUAUAAUGGAAUUAAUGAUUGCAUCGGGAAAAGCAGUGCCAAAACUGCAGCUAGAACAUGGACUGGCAGUUGAUAGAGUGUAUACAGGGUCAUUUAUGACAUCUCUUGAUAUGGCAGGCUUUUCAAUUUCCAUCAUGAAGGCAGAUGAAACAAUUUUGCAACGUCUGGAUGCUGCAACCAAGGCUCCAUACUGGCCUGUUGGUGUUGAUGGUAAUCAUCCACCUGCCAAGAUUCCUGUUCCAAUGCCACCAUCUCAUUCUACAAAGAGUGAUGAGUCAUUAAGCCGACCGCCACAACUGAAUCAACAAGGACAUAUUCUUGAGGUGGCUAUUGAAGCAGCUGCAAAUGCAAUUAUUAAUCUUAGGGACAGUCUUAAUGAAUGGGAUAGCAAAGUAGGAGAUGGUGACUGUGGGUCAACAAUGUACAGAGGUGCAACAGCAAUUCUGGAGGACAUCAGAAAUUAUCCUCUGAAUGAUGCUGCAGAAACAGUGAAUGAAAUUGGAUCAUCUAUUAGAAGAAUUAUGGGAGGAACUAGUGGGAUCAUAUAUAAUAUAUUUUGCAAGGCAGCAUAUGCACAGUUGAAAGCAAGCUCUCAGCCAGUUGUCACGGCAAAACAAUGGGCUGAAGCACUUGAAGCUUCCAUUACUGCAAUCAGUAAAUAUGGUGGAGCUAGUGCUGGUUAUCGCACAUUGUUAGAUGCCCUUAUUCCAGCAUCAGCAAUGCUUCAGGAGAGGUUAAAUGCUGGGGAUGAUCCCUGUGUUGCUUUUGUCCUCUCAUCUGAGGCAGCAUUGGCUGGAGCUGAGUCAACCAAGCACAUGCAGGCACAGGCUGGUCGUUCGACAUAUGUUGCUGGGGAGAUCCUUGCAUCAGUAUCAGAUCCUGGUGCAAUGGCUGCAGCUUCAUGGUACAGAGCAGCAGCUUUGGCUGUUGAGGAUAAAUCCGGGGCUUCUUCAUGAGCCAGUGAAUCUUACUCAUGCAAUUCCUGCUCCUAUUUUGCUGCAGAUUUAACCAAAGUUUUGUUCAUGAUUUUAAGAAGGUCUAACUGGUUAGGCUCUCCGCUUAUUCUUUUUGUGCAUAAAGCCGAGAGAGUGAAUUUCACCCAUACAUCUCUUAAAACUUUCUUUUGAAAUUUGUAAAUUUCAAAUAUUGGUGACAUCUAUUCUAAAUAAUACCCAUUGAAAUCUGAGCAUAUUUUGUAAUUUCCAUGGUUCGAAAAUGUGACCUUUAACGGUCCAUGUCAGAUUUAUAUACAUUAAACCCUGAAUUAUGUAUUUAGCUUGUCUGCUAUGGGGUUUCAGUUA
Molecule: messenger RNA, 2267 nt
Organism: Quercus robur (English oak)
Lineage: Eukaryota; Viridiplantae; Streptophyta; Magnoliopsida; Fagales; Fagaceae
Product: putative 3,4-dihydroxy-2-butanone kinase
Exons: 20
Coding region: 138-1922 (594 amino acids)
Biological process (GO): glycerol catabolic process
Cellular component (GO): cytosol
Molecular function (GO): ATP binding; glycerone kinase activity
Source: RefSeq, a predicted model, not a curated record